Rosa rugosa (rugosa rose) is the source of this 573-nucleotide messenger RNA. RefSeq names its product protein SRC2-like. Gene Ontology annotation, biological process: defense response. Bases 1 to 573 code for a protein of 190 amino acids. NCBI's taxonomy places the organism in Eukaryota, Viridiplantae, Streptophyta, Magnoliopsida, Rosales, Rosaceae. The transcript has a single exon. The record is from RefSeq and is a predicted model, not a curated record.
AUGAACCACGUGGUUGAAUUCCGGCGAAGGAGCAAGACGGCGCCGGCCGCCAAGCUCCGAGAGAUAGAGGUCCUGAUAAUCUCGGCGCAAGACCUCAAGGACGUGAAGCACGUAACGCAGAUGAGACCUUACGCGGUGGUGUACGUGGAAAAGGACGUGCACGUAGCGAGGACGCGCGUGGACGAGCAGGGCGGCACCAACCCCACGUGGAACGAGGUGGUGAGGGUGAAGUUCCGGGAGGAGAUGGCGGACAAGGAGCACGUGCUGGCGGCGGUGAACGUGGACAUCUACGCCCACGGGCACGUGAGGGAGAAGCCGGUGGGGAGCGCCAGGGUGCUGCUCUGCGACGUUUUGAAAGGCGGCGAUGCCCGAGAGCCGGCGGACAAUCCGAUACAGUGCUUGACAGUUCAGGUGUGGAGGCCGUCCGGGAGGCCUCAGGGGCUGCUCAACCUGUGGGUCCCUCCCACCGGGAGGUUCUUGAUAAGGAGGGAGUCGUUGUCGUUUAGUGUGAGGGAGGCGGCGGAGGAAGAGGAGGAGGAGGUGGUGGCGGUGAAAGGUGGUGAAGAGGAGUAG